AUUUUCUAUUUUGUACAUACAUUGUUUUGUAUAUACUGUAUAUGAUGACUUCGGUGGGCAGUGAACGUACCCGGGGCACUCGGGACAAAAUGCAAAUUUCAACCACACAGCCAACACAACCACAGAAACAAGUAGUACAGGCAACAGCAGAACAAAUUCGCCUUGCUCAGAUGAUCUAUGAUAAGAACGACGCAGAUUUUGAAGAUAAAGUGAAACAACUUAUGGAAGUGACGGGGAAAAACCAGGAUGAGUGCAUAGUGGCAUUACAUGAUUGUAAUGGGGACAUCAACAGAGCAAUCAACAUACUCCUGGAAGGAAAUUCAGACACGACUUCUUGGGAGACUGUAGGGGGAAAGAAGAAAAGCCUUGGAAAGGAAUGUUCAGAAAACAAAGAGAACAGAGAAAAACGAGGGGACAGAGAAGUGAGUCGCGGACGGGGAAGUUCCAACAGACGGGGAAGAGGAGGCAGCCGUGGCCGAGAGUUUAGAGCUGAAGAGAAUGGAGUGGACAACAAUCAAGGAGACAGGCCUUCAGACCGUGGAAAACGUGGCCGUGGGAGAGGGUUUGGACGUGGCAGAGGGAGAGGAGCGGGGAGGUUUUCAGCCCAAGGCAUGGGGACAUUUAACCCUGCAGACUAUACGGAGUCUUCUGCCACUGAUGGCUUUGGGACAAAAUCAGAGAUUUGGGAGACUGGUCAGAAUGAUGCAGAUGAUGGAACUGGAGCAUGGAAAAACUCAAUAGAAGAAUGGACAGCAGAAGACUGGAAUGAAGAUCUUUCUGAAACAAAAGUUUUUACUGCUUCCUCUGUUCCAGCUGAGAAUCAUGCGACUUCUGGACAAAGCAUUGAUUUGGUAACAUUGCUUCAAAAGCCUGUGACUUCUUCCCAAGAGACAGAAGGCAACUCAUUUGAGGCUCCUCAGCAGCAGACCUUUGGCCAAGCCCUAGUCUUCACAAAUUCUCAGCACAGCACCCAGAUGGCAUCAGGAACUGGCAGCUCCAGUGCUGUAAAUUCGUAUUCUCCUCAAAGUCUGUCUGCAGUUCUCUGUUCUGGCUUUGGAGAACUGGGAUCCUCUAAAUUGGCAAACUCUACUGGAUCCCAAAUCUUGGACCAGUUGAAAUCGCCAGGGUUGGGUCAGUUUACCUCUCAACAAAACAGUAGUAGCUCUACCACCACUACCACAACUACCGCAUCAUCCUGGGAUCUAAAACCACCCAUUACUCAGUCGUCAGUCCUGAAUCAGUUUGACUUUAAAUCCCAGCCUGAACCAUCCCCAGUUCUGAGCCAGCUGACCCAGCGACAGCAACAGCAAACGCAUGUAGUUCCUGUUCCUCCUCCUGGGCUGGAGUCCUUCUCCUCCCAGGUAAAACUCCGAGAGCCAUCACCAGUAGACACCUCUACAGCUGUUAGCAAAAUAUUACAGCUCCCCACUAUAUCUAUGGGUAACCAGGCAGUGACUGCCCAUCAGACUCAGCAGAAACAGAUAAAACCACCAAAACGGAGGAUAACUCCAGCAUCCAAGAUUCCUGCCUCAGCAGUGGAGAUGCCUGGAUCGGCGGAUGUGACAGGGUUAAAUGUUCAGUUUGGAGCUCUGGAGUUUGGAUCAGAGCCUGCACUCCCAGAGUUUGGAUCAACUUCAGGCAGUGAGAAUACCAGCCAGGCGACCAACAAUAGCUUGUACUCAAAAUCUGUGAAGAGGAAGGUAAAUGGUGCUUGGUGCAGCUGUGGUUUUAAAGCGGUGAUUACUGGGGAACAAAGCAAAAUUAUUGAUCCUUUGAAUACCUCUUUGCCAAUAUCCAAUACAGUACCGGAGUCCACCUACACAACCUCUGCCAUCACCUCUUCCAGUCUGACCUGCUCAUCCCAGAGCACUAGCCCAGUAACAACAACUUCCUCCUAUGACCAGACUUCUGUGCAUAGUAGGAUAGCGUACCAAAGCUCCAUAGCUCCAUCUGAAUCAACCCCUGUUGUAGUUACGAAUGGGCACAGCAGUGUUAGAACACAGGCAACUCUUGACACUACUUCAUCAGUUCCAACGCCUAAGACAGAGCCUUCUCCCUCACUACCUUCUGCUGGUGCUCUGCCUAGUGUGGUAUCCACCACUGCUUCGCUUCUGUCUUCAGCAUCGCAGCAUGCAGCAACAUUGCCCAGCCUGCCUCAGUCCAGUGAUUUGGCCAGCAGCUCACUUUCCCAGUUAAGCAGCUCCCUUUCCAGUCAUCAGAGCAGCCUCUCCCCUGCCUCAGUGUUGUCUUCAAGCACAUCACAUGCACACACUAGUGUUGAGAACACAACUUCGCUGCAGCCUUCAACAGCCUUUUCAACUGCUUCAACCUCAGCCACUAGCACCACCUCUUCGGUUGUCAGCAUGGCAAGCAGUAUGAACACUACAAACAGUCUUGGCCUGAGCGUUACCAGUGUGUCUAUACCAGCUGCUACCACACGGGCAGCUCCCUUAGUGUCUUCAGGCAAAACUCCCCCAAACCUGCCCCAAGGUGUGCCGCCCUUGUUGCAUAACCAGUAUAUUGUGGGACCUGGAGGACUUCUACCUGCCUACCCACAGAUUUAUGGUUAUGAUGAUCUCCAGAUGCUUCAAUCCAGGCUGCCAAUGGAUUACUACGGAAUUACAUUCCCUGCUCCUGCAACCUUGACAGGCAGAGAUGGGAGCCUUGCUAACAACCCGUACUCAGGUGAUGUAACAAAAUUUGGCCGUGGGGAUUCUGCCUCCCCUGCUCCUGCUACCACGCUCGCCCAGCCACAGCAGAGCCAGACGCAGACUCACCAUACAACUCAGCAGCCCUUCCUCAACCCGACCCUGCCCCCGGGGUACAGCUACACUGGGUUACCUUAUUACGCUGGUGUGCCUGGCGUACCCAGUGCAUUCCAGUAUGGGCCAACCAUGUUUGUACCUCCAGCAUCUGCUAAACAGCAUGGAGUCAGCCUCAACACCGCCUCGACUCCUUUCCAGCAAGCGAGUGGCUAUGGGCAGCACGGCUAUGGAGCAGGCUAUGAUGACUUAACGCAGGGAACGGCAGCUGGAGAUUACAGCAAAGGAGGCUACAGUGGGUCAUCUCAAGCACAAAACAAAUCUGCUGGCACUGGACCUGGGAAAGGUGUUUCUGUGACCUCAAGUAACACAGGUGUGCCUGAUAUCAGUGGCUCAGUCUAUAACAAGACUCAGACGUUUGACAAGCAGGGAUUCCAUGCUGGCACACCGCCUCCUUUCAGCCUGCCCUCUGCUCUUGGAUCGACUGGGCCACUGAACCCUGGUGCUGCCCCGGGUUAUGCUCCAGCCCCAUUUCUCCAUAUCCUGCCUGCGCAUCAGCAGCCUCAUUCCCAGAUGCUGCAUCAUCAUCUUCAACAAGAUGGGCAGAUUACAAGACGUGGAGAUGUUGCAGAGCAGAAAUGGAUCCGUUCAGGGGGGAGCAUCGCUGUGUUGGGUGGAUCUGGCCAACGCAACCAACCCAGCACCAUGCAGCAAAAAUCUCAGGCUACCAAAACCGCCUAUGGCACUUCUCCAUACUGGACAAACUAAAUCCAAAACCGGGGAGGGGGGGAGAAAAUGAAAGGAGAGGAGAAGAAAAAAAAAAAAAGGGCAAAAAAAAAAAAGAAGCAAAAACCAAGCAAACAAAAGAAAAGAGAAAAAGAAAAAAAGCUGAAGCCCAUUCCUGGAAUUAUUAGGAGAAGAAGAAACUACUCAGCCAAAUGUUUGUGCGGGGAGAACUGCAGCCAGCCAUCCUCUGUGUGACUCGCCCGCUUCCUCUUUGAGUUGCUGUUGUAUGUAAUAUAUUUAUGUAUGUAUUUGUAAAUGUAAUAGAGCCUAAAUGUGGUUUUCUGCA
Grus americana (Whooping crane) is the source of this 3834-nucleotide messenger RNA. RefSeq names its product ubiquitin associated protein 2 (gene UBAP2). The record is from RefSeq and is a predicted model, not a curated record. Gene Ontology annotation, molecular function: protein binding. Gene Ontology annotation, cellular component: nucleus; cytoplasm. The coding region runs from base 42 to 3530 and encodes 1162 amino acids. The transcript is spliced from 29 exons. NCBI's taxonomy places the organism in Eukaryota, Metazoa, Chordata, Aves, Gruiformes, Gruidae.